Balaenoptera acutorostrata (minke whale) is the source of this 1943-nucleotide messenger RNA. Its product is annotated as syntaxin-11-like. Gene Ontology annotation, biological process: synaptic vesicle fusion to presynaptic active zone membrane; exocytosis; intracellular protein transport. Gene Ontology annotation, cellular component: SNARE complex; endomembrane system; plasma membrane. Lineage: Eukaryota; Metazoa; Chordata; Mammalia; Artiodactyla; Balaenopteridae. Gene Ontology annotation, molecular function: SNAP receptor activity; SNARE binding. The record is from RefSeq and is a predicted model, not a curated record.
GAGACAAGUAACAUUCCUAGGAUCACACAGCUAGUAAGAAGAGGACUUCUACUUGCACUUAUUAUUUAUGUCUUCCACUUGUACUCUGGUGGAGGUGCUAAUGAGAACCAAAGUGCUAUAAGACAAAAGAAUUGUGUGAAGUUGGGACUUUUGUAAAUUUUGGGUAGAGGCUGUAACAAUAUUAUUUGUUAGUGGAAGUUGAAGGACUUGUACAGCUUAAAAGCAAUUAAAAAAAUUUUAAUGUAAUGGUUAAAGUGGUGGGGGGCGGUGGUGGUGGGAUGAAUUGGGAGAUUGGGAUUGAGAUAUAUACACUAAUAUGUAUAAAACAGAUAACUAAUAAGAACCUGCUGUAUAAAAAAUAAAUACAAUAAAAUUCAAAAAAAAAAAAAAGAAAAUAGGGUUUCAAGAAAUCAGAUGGAGCGGCCUGCUUUCAACACCCAGAGCUAGUGACGCAAGGCCAUGUCAGCUCCUACCAAGGAUUCCUGCUCACACUGGGAUACGUAAGGUAAGGAGCUGUGGACCUGAGAGGAACAUCUGUCAGCUUCUCCUAAGUCUCCUCAACAAGAUCAUCAUCCCAAAAGCAGGUAUCCUCAAGGAAAAACUGUCCAUUGAAUCUGGUCAGGAAAGAAUGCUGGUUGUGGUCCAUGAACUCACAGAAAUUAUAAACCAUCUUUGAGGAAGGAAUCAGUCCAUCUGAAGAGUGUGUUAAAGGGAAAAAUAAGACAAAUAAAGACAUGGAGCUGCAGCAAGGGGACAAAAUGGAUGAAGAGGAAAAAGAGAAGAAAACCACGUCUCAACCCCAAAGCAUAAUGAAGGACCGGCUAGUAGAACUUGUGGUAACCAAGCGGUAUGAACAGCAGUUCCCAGACAAGGACGAUGAAUUUGACUCGCCCCCUGAGGAUAUCAUGUUCAAGAUGCACCACAUCCUGGAAUCCUUGUACCGAGACAUCCAGGACCUUCAGGAUGAAAACCAGCAGCUGACUGCCGACGUGAAGCGGCUGGGAAAGCAGAACACCCGCUUCCUCAUGUCCGUGCGGCGCCUCAGCAGUGUCAAGCGCCCCAUCAACUCUAUUGCCAAGGACAUCAAGGCGCAGGGCGAGAGCAUCCACUGCAAGCUGAGCGCCAUGAAGGCGCUGAGCGAGGACGCCGAGUCUCAGCACGAUGUGCACUCGGCCGUGGCGCGCAUCGCGCGUGCACAGUACAGCGCUCUCACCCGCCAUUUCCAGGCCGCCAUGCACGAGUACAACCAGGCCGAGAUGAAGCAGCGCGAAAACUGCAAGAUCCGCAUCCAGCGCCAGCUGGAGAUCAUGGGCAAGGAUGUGUCGGGCGACCAGAUCGAGGACAUGUUCGAACAAGGCAAGUGGGACGUGUUCGCAGAGAACCUGCUGGCUGACGUGAAGGGCGCGCGGGCGGCCCUCAACGAGAUCGAGAGCCGCCACCGCGAGAUGCUGCGGCUGGAGAGCCGCAUCCGCGACCUGCACGACCUCUUCCUGCAGAUGGCCAUGCUGGUGGAGCAGCAGGCGGACACCCUGGACGUCAUCGAGUUCAUCGUGCAGAAGACCCUCGACUGCACCGGCCAGGCCAGGGUGCAGGUGCGCAAUGCCAUGCAGUACAAGAAGAAGAAUCCCUGCCGGACCGUCUGCUGCUUCUGCUGCCCCUGCCUCAACUAGCAGGGGGCCCAGGCCGCCACACCCCAUCCCCGACCGGAAUGGGCCGGGAAGCACUUUGGGAAAGAUUUUGAGGCUGUCUGCACUGGGGUGAGUUGCCCUAAUCCCUAGGGACCUCAGUCUUUGGAGAAGGAAAAACUCGAGGUCCCAGAAUUCCAGUCCAGCUCGUACUUGGAAUAAGAGUUGAUCCCACCCGCUGUUUCAUCUGUAAGGACAGAUGCCUACUGAAGUUUUGUGAGGUCAUUAUAUGACACAUAGCACCCUUUCCUCUUAAAC